This is a messenger RNA of Gorilla gorilla gorilla (western lowland gorilla), 371 nucleotides long. RefSeq lists its product as uncharacterized. The coding region runs from base 1 to 345 and encodes 114 amino acids. Lineage: Eukaryota; Metazoa; Chordata; Mammalia; Primates; Hominidae. The record is from RefSeq and is a predicted model, not a curated record. The transcript has 2 exons.
AUGUGCGUCCAUCCCCCCUGCACUGGUUCCCCUUGUCCUUUCUGUGGCUCUCCUGGAUUCCUCUCGUUCAGCUCCUUGGUGUACAGAGCCUAUGUCAAUGGCAAUGGUGAGGGAAAUUGCCAGAGCCCUGCCCUCCAGGCCUGUCCUUAUUCAUGGGGAUCUGAGAAGAAGAGAUUAGGACCCAGACAUGCACAGAGGAGACCCUGUAAGGACACAAAGAGAAGACAGCCAUCUGCAAGCCAAGAAGAAAGGCCUUGUGAGAAACCAGCUCUGCCCACACCUUGGUCUGGACUUCCAGCUGAUUCUUGGAUGAGCUGGUCCUUAGGCGCGGAGGCAGGACUGUGAAAAAAUAAAUUUCUGUUUUUAAUUCA